This is a messenger RNA of Nicotiana tabacum (common tobacco), 1065 nucleotides long. RefSeq names its product LOB domain-containing protein 1-like. NCBI's taxonomy places the organism in Eukaryota, Viridiplantae, Streptophyta, Magnoliopsida, Solanales, Solanaceae. The record is from RefSeq and is a predicted model, not a curated record.
CCCUCAUAUUUUUAGCACGUAAAACAUUACUCCAAAUAGUAACAGGAAAACAAAUGGAGUCCAGUGACACAACUGUGACCACCAUAACUUCACCGAUAUCUUCUCGCUCUGUCUCGCCGUCGUCAGCUUCCCCUCGUAAUUCUCCGCCUCCGCCGCAAGUAGCGAUCGUAAGCCCUUGUGCCGCCUGUAAAAUCUUGCGUCGGAGGUGCGCCGAGAAAUGUGUGUUGGCUCCUUAUUUUCCUCCCAAUGAUCCCAUCAAGUUCACUACUGCACAUCGCGUCUUUGGUGCCAGCAAUAUUAUCAAGUUCUUGCAGGAACUGCCGGAAUUUCAAAGAGCAGAUGCAGUGAGCAGUAUGGUAUAUGAAGCCAAUGCAAGACUGAGGGAUCCUGUCUAUGGCUGUGCAGGAGCAAUUUGUCAUCUACAAAAGCAAGUGAAUGAGCUGCAAGUACAAUUGGCUAAGGCACAAGCUGAGAUUGUCAACAUGCAAUGUGAACAAGCAAACCUUAUGGCCCUUAUUUGCAUGGAAAUGACACAAUCUCCACAAGCAUCACCACAACAUUAUUCCUUGGGCCAUCUCACUAAUAUAACAUAUGGUAGUUCACAAAGCAACAUGACCUUCCUUGAUGAUAACAGUUUUGGAUCUUUUUCAGAGACUCUUUGGACAUGAUUAAUGAAACACCAUCACAAGUACGGCCGGCUUAUAUAUAUAUAUAUUUGAACGAAAAUAUCGUGUCAUCGAGCGGAGCCUGGAAGAAGAUAUGUUCAUCUGAUUGAAGCUGUAAUAUCUGUACUGUCAAAUUAGAGGGUUCUAAUUGACUCCUAGUUGAGGAUUUUCACCAAGUUAAUGUUAAGGGAACAGUGAAAAUUUUACCUAAAUAAAGUUGAUGUAACUUAUUUUAGUGGAACCAAAACUAAAAUGUCAUAUAGUAUGAAUCAGAUCUUUAAGAUUUGAGUCUAUGUUAGAUAAAUAAUUUUCUUUAUUUUCUAAUGGAUAUGAAUUAUGAUAAAGCAAAUUAAGUUGACGGGCCCUGCUCCCGCCAUAGUUGAUAAUGACAAGAUGUUAU